Molecule: messenger RNA, 1035 nt
Organism: Plodia interpunctella (Indianmeal moth)
Lineage: Eukaryota; Metazoa; Arthropoda; Insecta; Lepidoptera; Pyralidae
Product: exosome complex component MTR3-like
Exons: 4
Coding region: 94-1029 (311 amino acids)
Biological process (GO): U4 snRNA 3'-end processing; nuclear mRNA surveillance; poly(A)-dependent snoRNA 3'-end processing
Cellular component (GO): nuclear exosome (RNase complex); nucleolus; cytoplasmic exosome (RNase complex)
Source: RefSeq, a predicted model, not a curated record
GGCAUAUGUCAGUCAGACAGCAAAUAAGUUUACAAACUUUAAAUUCUAACCUAAAACUUUUGAGUAAAUCAAAGAAGUAAAUACAUAAUAGAAAUGCCACUUGAUUACAGAAGAUUUAACGGCCCAGAAGAUAGUGUGUCAUACAAGCGGUUUACCAAGGAAUAUUUGAAGACAUAUGAUGAGGUUUUCAAAGAACUACUCGACGACAAAGCAAUACGCAAAGAUGGGCGGGCGCUGGAUGAAUCCCGCAGCAUGUGUAUGUUUUUUGCCAGGACUGAUAUGGUCUCGCAAGCCAAAGGUUCAUCAUAUGUGGAGAUGAGGAGAACAAAAGUUAUUUGUUCAGUAUUUGACCCUAGAGAAAUUCCACAUCAAAAUGAAUUCAGCCAACUUGGCCAAAUAUUUUGUGAAGUGAAAUUCGCGCCUUUUUCGUGCCCGCGCAAACGCCGCCCGCACGCUCCUGACGCAGAAGAAAGAGCCUUGUCAGUGGCACUGAGACAGGCCCUAGAACCUACUGUCUGCAGACAUCUUUUUCCUAAUUAUCAGAUUGAUGUCUUCAUUUACAUUCUCGAGCACGACGGAUCAUGUCUAGCAGCAGCCAUAAAUGCUGCUGGCCUGGCUCUAGCUGAUGCAGCAGUUCCAAUGUAUGACAUCAUUACAGCAUGCUCGGUCGCUAUUGUUGAUGACACAAUGUUUGUAGACCCCACGGAAGCUGAAGAACAUAUAGCUAUGACAAGUCCGGAGACAAGCGGAAUAAAUCACGGAGUUGUCACAAUGUCUAUGCUCUCUGGUCUGAAACAAGUGUCAGAUUUCACACAAAUUGGCUCAAUAGAUGUUGAAUGUGUUACGAAAAUUAUUGAUUUGUUAGAGGGUGAGUGUGAAAAAAUUGUGCCUAACAUACAGAAAGUGUUGGUUCAGAAUGUGGUACAAAAUGUUGAGCAACAAAAGAGGUUGCAAGCAGAGGCUAAAGAGAGGGAAAAAAUGCUGAAUUUGAAGCUUGAAGAGUGGAAAGCAUUAUUAAAUGCUGGAUGAUGAAUA